ACUCGAUAUAGGUAUCACCUAUAGGUAAUACUACACAAGUUUUCGUGUGUCGAGAAGAUUUGCUGAUAGUUGUUCUUUCUUUUACUGAGGGGAAGUGUGGAUGGAGUCGAAACAGUCACACACACACACGCCAGAACACGAGCGGUGAGCCGAGCCCGUUCUAGGGAGUUUACGGUAACGUUAACCGGAACGGUAAACAGAGAUAUGCGCCGCCAUGCGCAGUGCAUGCUGUGUACGCGAACGCUUUUCUCCCUCUGCUUGUUCACAGGCGUCUUUUAAACGCAUGCAUCCAAACAUGCAAGUCGAUUCCCGUUUAAACUGACCUGCACUACAUCUCGCUGCAGUGCAAAUCAAUGCAAUGUCUGCUGCAUGCACGAGGGCUGCAUAGCUAGACAGCCUGCUAACCCUAGCUGAUCUGUGUGAGCGCUCUUUCAGAACGUUUAAUUGACACUAAACAAAAGCUACCAGUAAUUGUAAUGCAUUUCUCUAAAAAAUGCUCCGUGUUUAAGGUGGUGCUCAGCGCCCUUCUCCUUGUUGCACUGUUGCAGCUUUUAUAUCUGUCUUUCCUCUCAAAAUUGCACGGCAAACAGCAGCGCUACAAGUAUUCUGAGCUCUUCGGCUCCAAAAAGACAGCAAAUCAAGUAGAGAAGAACCCCAGGCGGGAACAUCUCAGGUACUCUUUAUCCACAGGUGGGAUCUUCGAUGGGAGCGGACAGUACCGCGUGUACAAAAACCUAAUCAAAAGCGACUUCUCGACCAAUCAGAAGCCAGGCGCAGAUCCCAGGUCACACCACCUGGCUCUGGCCACGCAUACGACCAUCAACAACCUUCACCAUUUGAGCUCUUUGUUGGAGCGCUGGCAGAAUCCUCUAUCUGUCGCGAUAUUCGCCAACGGCCAAGAUGUCAAGUUCGCCACGGCGUUCGUUUACGCCCUCAGCAUUUUCUGCCCACAGGUUCAAGCGCUGGUGGACUUCCAUCUGGUUUGCCACUCAGGGGAAAUGGCCAGUUUUCCAGACCAGGAUCGAGAGCAUUUCACUGGUCUGGAGGAGAAGGGCUGCUCCGGCGUCUUCGCCAAGCUCGAAUCCCACCGAGACAAGUAUAAGAACUACGCCAUCGGCAGCAACGUCUCGUACCCCAACAACCUUCUCCGCAACGUGGCCCGCAGCGGCACAGACGCUGCCUACAUCCUGGUUAUCGAUAUCGACAUGCUACCCAGUGCCAAUCUGCACCACCAGUUCGUGACCAUGCUGAUGAGGCGCGAACCGGCCGCGGACGAGGUCCUGGUGCUUCCUGCCUUCGAGAUCAGACACACUCGUAAGAUGCCCGCGACCAAGUCGGAGCUGGUGCAGCUCUAUCAGGUUGGCGAGGUGCGGCCGUUCUACGAUGAACUCUGCCCUCGCUGUCAAGCUCCCACUAACUACUCACAGUGGGUCAAUCUGGCCAGAAAGAGCUCUGGGCCGCUGGAGGUGGCGUACACCAUAAACUGGGCCGAUCCGUGGGAGCCUUUCUACAUCGGUGCUCGAACCGUUCCUCUCUAUGAUGAGAACUUCAGGCAGUACGGCUUCAACCGCAUCAGUCAGGCCUGUGAGCUUCACGUCGCCGGUUACAGGUUCUCUGUGGUGAGCAAUGCGUUUGUGGUGCACAAAGGGUUCAAGGUCCAGGGAGAGUUUCACAGCAGAAAGGACGAGGAGAACCGCAAGAACCGCAUCCUCUUCCGCAGCUUCAAGGAGAGCCUGAAGGCCAAGUAUCCGAACUCGCCGUGCCGCUGCUGAGAAAACAGAUGGUAAUGAGAGAGAUCACAUCUGCUCCUGACCAACAUCUUCCAGACUUUAUGAGAGAAUCAUAGAUGCACAAAACCUGAAACGAAGAACCGGAAUCUCCACUCAUUUCAAAACAUGAAAAACUGUACUGUCAGAGGAGAUGUACUUGAACGCUCAUUAUUUGAUCAGUAAGCUGAAGAUCCUUCAUGCUUUUAAUGAGAGAAACUAAAUAAAGAAAAUCUUUUUUUAUUUAUAAGUUUUGUUUUCAGUACAUUUGUAACUCCUUUGGGUUUUGAGGGCAAGAUAUAAAUGUCUUCAAAGUUAACUUAUUUAUUUAUUUGAUGUUUUUUUUUUUUUUAAAUGCUACUCUCCAUCUCACUUUUCUGAGGUUUUCACUGCAUUUUAAUUUAUUUUUUCACUUUUUUCCCCCAAAUUGAAGGCAAGACUCCCAGGGUGAAAUGAACUACUAUAUUACCAUACUUUUCUAGUUAAUUGAUUAUGUUAAGAAUUGCAUUUUUUAUUUAUUUUUCAUAAUACAUGUUUUCAAAGUAGUCAUUAUGUAAUUAAAUAUGCAUACAUUUCCUGAGCAGAAAUGGGUAAAGAGCAGAUUCAAAAUUGUUUAAUUUGGUUGACAUGUUAGAGUCAAAUGAUUUUACAGACGAUUUUUCUUUUUAUAUCACUAAAAAAAUGUGUUUAGGAAUCAAAAUGUAUAAAACCAGGUGAAUGAUAUAUGAACAAACCCAUUAAUGUGCUGCUGAAGUAUAGAGAAAAAGGCAUUCAUUGCGACUGAAAUCUACAGACACAAAUAAAUAAAUUGCAAUAAAAUCCAAAAGCAUAUUUGGCAAAGUUUUCUUUUCACUAGGCCGAGCAACCCAAAAUCUGAAAACUGACCAGUGCAUGAAAAACACUGUUGAAGCCUGUAGUGUCUUGCCUUAAUCUGAGAAACGUUUUGCCUUCUAAGCAGUAGCUGGUUACUGAUGGCUUGUAUUAAAGUACAAUGAGUACAGUAUAGGUUAUAAGAGAAAGAAUGUGGUGCAGCUGUAUCUCAUGAAGGGACUGUAACGCUACACGUGUUUGAGUUACUGACGAGACGAGGUCUCGUAAAGACCCAGAGAUUAGUUUUAAAGCUAUUAACAUAUUAAGGCCGAUAGGCCACCUUUAUGCUAAUAAAGACUUUAAAGACGCUCAAAGAGCCUGAUGAUAUUACACAACCGGGGAGUGGUGUCUGAAAAUCAUAUUAGUGUUUUAAUUAUACUGUGGAUUAGGGGUAGAUGACAAUUAAGCAACACUGGAUUAAUGCAGGAACGUACAGGUUUUAGUACUAGCAAUACUGCAUAUGUCAGAUAUUUACAUCUGCUGUAAAAGAUGCGUAGUGUUUAACACUGAAUGGGGUUUAUAUAUUGUCCUUUGUUUUGGGAAAAAAUAACCAAUUUUCUUUUACUUUAUAAUAUAUAUAUAUUUUUCUGAUUGGAGGUUGUUGGUUUUUUUUUUUACAUUAGUUUCCAGUAAUAUUAUUUUGCUAAUUAAUUUUUGUCAAAAGAGUAUUUUGGUUAUUUAACCGUGUUUACCCUGAUAGUGUUGUGUGGUAAUGGAAGCAUGAAUGUCGUGACACUGGAAAAACGCUGUCAGUCCAGAAACCUUGUUGUGAAACUGAAAUAUUUUAAGUGUUUUAUAAAAUUGUGACAUAAUGUGAACAUGUAAUUAUUUGAUUGCACAUGAUUAUAUAACUACCACUGUUUAAGUCAUUAUUGAAUGGUGAAUGAGGUCUUUUGUUAUUAUUAAUAUUGACUUGUUCGUUUUGUAUCUAUCUACAACAUAUGUGUUUCACUCUAAAUUCUGUAGCAGAUGAAUUAUUACACAUUACCCUUUUCUGAAAAUACAUAACUGAUAGAGGUCUGCUGAUUUUAAGAUCAGUGCUCAGCUGGUUGUAGGGUGAUUGACUGCAAGGGAAACUAAAAUGUGAUUAACAAUAUAAUUGUGUGUAGUUAAGAUAAUUAAAUAGAUAUAUCAACUGUUAUAAAGGAGGAGAAAAGACAACAGCCUGUUUUUUGUUUGUUGGUGUCAGGACCGUGCAUCCAGUCAAACUCAGUGGCAUUUAGUCACUUGGCAGAAACUAGUGAAAUUAGGCAGAUGCAUUUGAGCCAAAAUACUAUAGAGUUUGAUUGGAUGCACUGUAUAAUUUCACUAGAUGAACAUGAAAAUGAAGUCAUUAUCUCAGACCAUUAACAAAAACACAUGAGAGACAGAACUACCAUCUGGACAAUGUGUUAUUUUGUGCUUUGUGUGGUUUAAAUUGUAAUAUAUUUUAUGAAUGUUUAAUUUUAAGCACACUUUUGUUUAUUUCUGAAGUAAAUUAAACCGUGUAGGUACUUUGUUGAUGUAAAAUCUGGGUGCUAAAGCAAAAAACAGUUGGCAACUGCUGUUGUCGAUCAAAGCCACAAAAUAGGCAAAUUGACAACAACAAAAAAAGUUGCUUUUUUUCAGUUGCAUGCUUGUUUUUAAUAAAAAUUUACUACAUUUUGA
Cyprinus carpio (common carp) is the source of this 4283-nucleotide messenger RNA. RefSeq names its product beta-1,4-glucuronyltransferase 1 (gene b4gat1). Gene Ontology annotation, molecular function: glucuronosyltransferase activity. NCBI's taxonomy places the organism in Eukaryota, Metazoa, Chordata, Actinopteri, Cypriniformes, Cyprinidae. The record is from RefSeq and is a predicted model, not a curated record.